Molecule: messenger RNA, 4990 nt
Organism: Grammomys surdaster
Lineage: Eukaryota; Metazoa; Chordata; Mammalia; Rodentia; Muridae
Gene: Fam13b
Product: family with sequence similarity 13 member B
Exons: 22
Coding region: 353-3001 (882 amino acids)
Biological process (GO): signal transduction
Source: RefSeq, a predicted model, not a curated record
UUUGUGGUCCUCGUGGAGGCCAUGUCUGAAUAAACAACAAUCUGACAUAAACACCAUGAACACAGCCACAGACACAUGGGACAUGCUAGCCGACUGAGCGAAGUUGCCGAAGACAAAGGGUCUCCAAGACACCAGAACAAGACUCCCAAGAUUAACUGCUGAAGUACUGAUCGAGUUCUGCGUUUCUUCAAUGAGGAACUACAGGCUGAUCUUCUGCCAUAAUCUCAAACAACCAUAAAUGACAGAAAGAUGCUUGCUCAGUGAGGGUAGCUGGUGCAGAAGCCGUUUUUUAAACUUAGGUGUUUAAGUACUCAAAGAAAAGACAGCUUUGAUUUCUGGCUGCAAAAAAGCUAUGAGGAAGAGCUCCUCCCCUUCCUUGAGUAACUGCAACUCCGAUCUUGCUAACAAAAUAUUUGGAAUUCCACUUGAUGAGCUGCAGCAGGGAGGACAUCCAGACAAUGAGGUUCCGUUCAUAGUCCGCCACGUUGUGGACUAUAUUGAGGAACAUGGAGGUCUGGAGCAACAAGGGCUGUUUCAAGUCAAUGGGAAUGCUGAGACAGUGGAGUGGCUUCGGCAGAGAUACGACAGUGGAGAAGAGGUGGAUUUGGUUAAGGAAGCGGACGUCCCCUCAGCCAUUAGUCUCCUUAGGUUUUUCCUGCAGGAGCUCCCUGAGCCCGUCAUACCUGGCAGCUUGCAUAGUCACUUGCUGCAGCUUUCUCAAGAUUAUAAUAAUGAAGAUGAAUUUGGAAGAAAGUUGAGGUUCCUCUUGCAACAGCUUCCACCUGUUAAUUACAGUUUGUUAAAGUUUCUAUGUAGGUUUUUAGCCAAUGUAGCAUCACAUCAUGAAGAAAUUUGGUCUGCAAAUUCUUUGGCUGCUGUUUUUGGUCCAGAUGUCUUCCACAUUUACACGGAUGUGGAAGAUAUGAAAGAGCAGGAAAUUGUGAGCAGGAUAAUGGCGGGGCUUCUGGAAAAUUAUUAUGAGUUUUUUGAGAAUGAAGAGGAAGAUUUUUCAUCAAAUGAUUUGAGUUCAAUUACUGAGCAGGCAGGUAGCAGCAUUCUCCACAGUCUGGAGUCUGGAGAGCAGGCAUUUCACGAGGCCCUAGAGAAGGGAAUUACAGCAGUCAAAGAAAGAAGAGAUGUUAAUGAACUUUCUGAGGAAGAAGAGGAAGAUGAAAAGCUGGAACAUAUAGAAGAACUUCCAGAAGAAGGUGUAGAAAAGUCAGCUGGCAUGCCAGAGGUGUUGCAGUUAAGGAUGACUGAAAACAUUCUGGAAUCAGACAGUGUUACAGCAUCAACAAGGGUUGAUGCUGCUGCUGCUACUACUAAUGCCAGUGAUGCUAACAUAAAGUGUUCAAAACCUGUGGCUGGUACUACUGCAGAUAAUGAAGUCAUGCAGCAAGAUUUUGUAUUUGAGGAUCAGAAAAAUAAUGAGCCUGUAGGUAUACUGUUAGAGCCUUGUAGUGACCACGGGGAUAGUGAAGAUGGCUGUCCUGAGAGGAAGGAAUAUUUAUUACGUGACAGUGAUAAAUUGCCACACUUGAUUCUGGAUUCUAGCAGCAAGAUGCGUGAUUUGAAUGCCAACACUGAAUCAGAAGUAACCGAAGGUCAGAGUGUUGGUGUUCAAGGAGAAGCAGCAUGCAUACAAAUUGCACAUUUAGAUCUGAAGAAUGUUUCUGAUGGUGAUAAAUGGGAAGAGCCGUUUCCUGCAUUUAAGUCUUGGCAGGAAGACUCUGAGUCUGGAGAAGCUCAGCUGUCUCCACAGGCUGCCAGGAUGACUCACCAUCCCCUGGGAGAGGACUGCCCUCCAGUAUUAUCUCAUCGGUGUUUAGAGUUUGGGCAAAGCCAGCGUUUCCUACAUGAUCCAGAAGCAUUGGAUCUCUCCUCAAAGGCACUUUCCUUCACUAGAAUUCGAAGGUCAUCUUUCAGUUCAAAAGAUGAAAAAAGAGAAGAUAGAACACCUUAUCAGUUGGUCAAGAAACUUCAGAAAAAAAUCAGACAAUUUGAGGAGCAAUUUGAAAGGGAAAGAAAUAGCAAGCCCUCCUACAGUGACAUUGCAGCCAAUCCGAAGGUAUUAAAAUGGAUGACAGAGCUUACAAAGUUGCGGAAGCAAAUUAAAGAUGCAAAACACAAAAACUCUGAUGGAGAAUUUGUGCCUCAGACACGUCCUCGGAGUAACACUCUUCCAAAAAGUUUUGGCUCUUCUCUAGACCAUGACGAUGGUGAGAGUGAAGGUGAGCCCAGAGUCAUUCAGAAAGAGAAGAAGCCAUCUAAGGAAGCAACUCUCGAGCUGAUUACAAAACGACUGAAGGAAAAUCGUGCUGAGCGGCACCUUCCUGAGGAUAUCAAGAAAAUGACAAAAGAUCAUUUGAUAGAAGAGAAAACAUCUCUGCAGAAAAGUCUGCUUUACUAUGAAAGUCAGCAUGGAAGGCCGGUGACCAGGGAAGAAAGGCACAUUGUUAAGCCUCUCUAUGAUAGAUACAGGCUUGUAAAACAGAUGCUGACAAGAGCUAGCAUUACUCCUGUCCUUGGGUCUCCCUCCACAAAACGCCGGGGUCAGAUGUUACAGCCAAUCAUAGAAGGAGAAACGGCACACUUUUUUGAAGAAAUCAAGGAAGAAGAAGAAGAUGGUGUUAGCCUCUCCUCUGAGUUAGGUGACAUCUUGAGCACAGCCGUGCACACACAGUCGUCCUUGGAAAACUCAGAAUCUGAUGCUGAAGAAAAUCAAGAAAAACUGGCUCGGGAUCUCUGCUUAUCAAGUACUCGGGCGGCUUCUAUGCCUGAAUUACUGGAACAACUUUGGAAAGCCAGAGCUGAGAAAAAGAAACUACGUAAAACGUUACGGGAGUUUGAAGAAGUGUUUUAUCAACAAAAUGGAAGGAAUGCCCAGAAGGAGGAUCGGGUUCCAGUGCUUGAGGAAUAUAAAGAGUACAAGAGAAUUAAAGCCAAGCUUAGACUUCUUGAAGUUCUUAUCAGCAAACAAGACUCUUCAAAAUCCAUAUAAUAUAUGUUCCUUGAAAGUUGACAUCAUAAAGUGAUUGUGUUCCCUGACAGUUGACCAUGUGUACUUGGCUCGUUUUCGUUCACUUUGUCAGACACUCAGAGAAGCCAUGUUGUCCUUGUUUGUGGUUCCAGUAGGGCAAGGGAAGCUGUCACAUCACCGCAGGUCCUCGCCACUCAGUACACAUGCAGGCUCCCUCACUGUUCACUGCAGAUACAUCUAGUACUUCAAGAACUUUCAAAAUAUAAAGCUUUUCAUUUACUUUUUUUUUCUUUUGUAUUACUGAAGAAAAUUGAGAGGAAAAUCUUCACACUGAAUGAAAUUCUUUGGUUGCCUUUUUCUUACAAAAUGACUGAAAAUUUAAAAGAAUAGCCUAUAAAUGUGACAUGUAUUGUUUUUUUAUAGAAAACCAAACUGAAUUUUCAAAUCCUGCAUUGGAACACCUUUGUGUCAUUUCCAAAGUGGUACCUGCACAGAUAGUACUUAGCCAGGAUUUGCAAUUCAGUGGUCACAGCACUGAGUGCAGAGAACAGCAGGUAGGGCAUAAAGCAGCCUUGCGUAGUCACUGCAACAUUGCACACAUCACUCACAGAGCUGAGUCACAUCACAUGCUGCCUACAGGACUUCAGUUACUGUCACCAGCUUCCAAUGCUGACUUGUCUGGAUCAAACCCUGUGCUGUCCCCAACCCACCUCCAGAUAAUGUGAGAAAACAGUCAUGCCGGUGUGGAGGGACUUGGCGGUGCUCAGAUCUGUGCAUCAUCAGAUGGGCCUCAAAAGAAUGAGCACACCCCAGUGUGUUCUCUAAGGGCUAGACCACUGCGGCUUUACAUGUUUAUUCAGGGGCUUCACUUCCACGUGACCACCUCUCGCCCAGCAGCUUGCUGUUUAAAGCAGCCACUCACGGGGUGUGUGCAGUGCUCUGGUCCUUACUGUAGACUCUCAGCACCUUUUCUUUCCUUUGGCUUUGCAUGGCUUUUCAGCUAAUCUGCUAAUCACUUUUAUGGGAUAGUAACUUGUGUUAAUACGACAGAUGUGGGUUGUCCCUCAUACCCCAUCCCCACUCCGGUGCUUUUUUGAAUUGAUAAAUGUCUCACUUUGCCCAUGCUUUGCAUGUAAUGACUCAUGCAUGAUUUUCUUAAUAGUUUGUUUCAUACAAAUGGAAUUCACAACAUUUAAUAAGGUGAAGAAAGCAUGAACCUUGAACGCUGCCACUAUUAUUACACAGUAAGACAGGAAGUAGUUUGAUAAUAAAUAGUGUGUCUAAGUACUUCACAUUUCACUUGUGUGUGCAAUGCCUUUUUUGGGGAGAGGGAAAAAUCCAGCAGUAGUGAAUAUGUAGUUGGAGGGUUUUUUUUUUAAGUACUGCAUCAUCCAGCCUUGUUUCUGUGGUUUCCUUUUGAUAAUGCUAGGUCAUUCAUAAUGUAUUUUUAGAAAAGUAAUUAAGAAUGCCAAAAAUAUGUAUCAUUUGAUCUGAACCCAUAUCAUGUGGUGUACUUUUUAUUUUUUUUCCAGACAGGAUUGCAACAUGUAAUUUUAUGUGCACUGUAUAUUUUUAUGAAUGUUUUAUUUUGUAUACCACAUGCAAAAAUGUUCAUGUGCACUAUUUAAAUGUUUUAAAUAAUAUAUUCCUUCUCUAUAACGCUAAAUCUAUUUGAGUACAAUAUUUUUAUAAGUCUGUAGCCUGACUGGGUUCAUUGAGUUACAGCUGCUUCCUAAUUUGGUUGUUGAGUGUUAGUUUUGGCUGAGUAGAGUAGUGAAGUGGCUCACACGCCUCCAUGUGCUCAUACUGACUCACGGUUAGUAGUGGGGAUACUUAGGCAGCUUGUGAGAGUUUUACUUUGGUACAAAUAAAAAUUAUAUCUAUAUAUAAAUACUAUAUAGAUACAGAUCUAUAUGUGUCCAUCUUAUGAUUACAUUGCUGUGUUUGUUUGGCACUUCAUUGUACAGACUUUUUUAAUAAAAGAACUUUACUGUUCUAAGUCAUUGUAAA